Molecule: messenger RNA, 1034 nt
Organism: Pangasianodon hypophthalmus (striped catfish)
Lineage: Eukaryota; Metazoa; Chordata; Actinopteri; Siluriformes; Pangasiidae
Product: carbonic anhydrase 1
Exons: 7
Coding region: 161-943 (260 amino acids)
Biological process (GO): carbon dioxide transport
Cellular component (GO): cytoplasm
Molecular function (GO): zinc ion binding; carbonate dehydratase activity
Source: RefSeq, a predicted model, not a curated record
GAGAGAGAGAGAGAAAUCACACAGGCAAAACCACUCCAGUGAGAGGAACGGUGUUUAGGGAUCGCUAUAUAAACCGCGGCGCGUCUCUUCUUGGUCACUGGCGCUUUACGCACUCAAGCCAUCGCAAGCGGAGCAACCUCAACCCGAUUAAACUGUGACAAUGCCUCACAGAUGGGGAUACGGAGCGGAUGACGGCCCGGACACAUGGCAUGAGAAGUUUCCGAUAGCUAAUGGACCCCGCCAGUCUCCCAUUGACAUUGUGACUGGUGAGGCUCAGUAUGACCCUGAGCUCAGGCCACUCAUACUGCGUUAUGAUCCAUCAGUUUCGAUGGACAUCAUCAACAGUGGCCACUCCGUCCAGGUCACUUUCGCAGAUGACGAGGACACAUCAACUCUGACAGGGGGGCCCAUAACCGGCACCUACAGACUUAAACAGUUCCAUUUUCACUGGGGAUCUAGUGAUGAUAAGGGCUCAGAGCACACAGUUGAUGGAAAACUGUACCCUGCUGAACUUCAUCUAGUUCACUGGAAUACUACGUAUCCCAACUUUGGAGAAGCUGCUAGCAAGUCUGAUGGCCUCGCUGUGGUUGGAGUCUUCCUGGAGAUUGGUGAUGAAAACCCUCAACUCCAGAAGGUUCUUGAUGCACUGGAUGUCAUUAAAGCAAAGGCAGCGCAGACUUCGUUUGCAGACUUUGACCCCACUAUGCUGCUGCCUAGCACACUGGACUACUGGACAUACGAUGGCUCCUUGACCACGCCCCCACUGCUCGAGAGUGUUACAUGGAUUGUCUGCAAGAAGUCAAUCAGUGCUAGCUCUGCACAGAUGGAGAAAUUCCGUGGCCUGCUCUUUUCGGCGGAGGGGGAGCCCGAGUGCUAUAUGGCGGAUAACUACCGCCCACCACAGCCUCUGAAAGAUCGUAAAGUCCGCACAUCUUCCAAAUGAGCUGCUCUUGGAUUCUUAAUCCUGCCCAAAUCCUGUCAUGUUGUUUUGUUUUCAUAUGAGAAUAAUAUUUCCCUGCCAUCUGGCAAGAACA